AUGGAGGUGGGGGAGGGCCACCUCUUCAUAAUGGAUAGAAUCAUGUCUUGGAAUAUCCGGGGCCUCAACAAUCCUAAAAACCAAUGUGAGAUUAAGCAAUUAAUCUUUAAUAAGAAGAUAGGAUUGGUUGGGCUCUUGGAAACAAGGGUGAAAACCCAGAAGUUAGGAGAAGUUUAUACGAGAAUGUUCUCAGGGUGGUGGUUUUCAUCUAAUAACGCCUGGCAUAAGGGUGGCCGAAUAAUAAUUAGUUGGAAUCUGUCUAUAUUUCAUAUUGAUAUCAGAUUUUGUACGAGUCAACUGAUGCAUUUGGAAGUUAGAUCGAAUAAUGGGCAUGAAUGUUUCUUAGUUACUUUUGUUUAUGCCUUCAAUGAUGUAAAUGGACGAGAUAUCUUAUGGCGAGACUUGAAAUUUCUGGCAGGAGGUCAUAAGCAACCAUGGGUGAUAUUAGGUGAUUUCAAUGAUAUUUUGAAUGCAGAUGAAAGGGUAGGCAAUAGAGUGCAAGGAGGUAGUUCUUCAACGUUCAAAGAUUGUAUAGAAGAGUGUCAACUUGAAUAUGUGAAAUAUUCGGGAUGCUUUUUCACAUGGAAUAAUAAGCAAGACAAAGAAGGCAGAAUUUAUUCGAAGAUUGAUAGGGUUAUGGCAAACCAAGAAUGGAUUAUUCAAUAUGAACUUACGGAGGUUAUGUUUUUAUCUGAAGGUACUUUUGAUCACUCUCCAGCAAUCCUUUUAACGCUAAAGCGCCUUAAAGGAGUUCUCAAGGACAUUAACAAGCAAGGUUUUAAUAACAUACAAGCUGCUGAUAAUAUAGCUUAUCAGGAUAUGAAAAGCAAGCAGGAUUGUCUAAAUAAGGAUCCAUUGAAUGAACAAUUGAUAGAACAAGAAACAGCAGCAAGGAUGGAAUACAUUGCAGUUCAUAAGAGAUUUCUCUCCUUUUUGUAUCAAAAAUCAAAACUGGCUUGGAUUAAAGAAGGCGAUGAUAAUACACAUUUAUUCCACUCAAGUAUUCGAGCAAGGAGAAUAAGGAAUAAAAUUUAUUCUAUUCAAGAUAUGGCUUGUAAUUGGGUGGAUAAUCCUGGAGCAGUAAUAGUAGCUUUACUAAAUUACUAUCAGGAGCUGUUGGGAACUAAGCUGGAAAAUAAAAUAAGGGUACAAACCAAUAUUGUAGAAUGUGGGGCUGUUUUAUCUUAA
Humulus lupulus (European hop) is the source of this 1188-nucleotide messenger RNA. RefSeq lists its product as uncharacterized. NCBI's taxonomy places the organism in Eukaryota, Viridiplantae, Streptophyta, Magnoliopsida, Rosales, Cannabaceae. The transcript has 2 exons. Gene Ontology annotation, molecular function: catalytic activity. The coding region runs from base 1 to 1188 and encodes 395 amino acids. The record is from RefSeq and is a predicted model, not a curated record.